CUUUCUUCCCCAUCAUCUUCCUUCACAAACCAAACCAAGAGAAAAGAUAAAUCAUCAAGAAAAGGUUUGACUUUUCUUUGUGAUCGACGAAGAUGGCGGAUGCUUUCACCGAUGAGCAGAUCCAAGAGUUUUACGAAGCCUUCUGUCUCAUCGACAAAGACUCUGAUGGGUUCAUCACAAAGGAGAAACUAACGAAGGUGAUGAAGUCGAUGGGGAAGAAUCCAAAUGAGGAACAACUUCAAGAGAUGAUGAGCCAUGUCGAUAUCUUUGGCAACGGAGGCAUCACCUUUGAUGAUUUCUUGUAUAUAAUGGCUCAAAACACCUCUCAGGAAGCGGGAUCGGAUGAGUUGAUAGAAGUGUUUAGAGUGUUCGACAGAGACGGAGACGGUGUCAUAUCUGCACUUGAGUUGGGAGAAGGAAUGAAAGACAUGGGGAUGAAGAUAACGGCGGAAGAGGCGGAGCAUAUGGUGCGAGAAGCCGAUCUUGAUGGCGAUGGUGUUCUCUCUUUCCACGAGUUCUCCAAAAUGAUGAUCGCUGCCUCUUAUUAGCAUUUAUAUAUCCCUAUAAAGUAAAUGCUAUGAUAUAAGGGGGUUUGUUUGGAUGAUGCUCUGUUUUCUGAGUUUGCAAUUUCUAAUAAAGCUUCAAAUGAUAAAAAAGUGGGUUUGUUUAAGCACGUAUCAACUACUUUUCCAUAUGUUAAACUUAAAACACACAUCGAAUCGUAUGUCACAGUAUUUUCCAUGUGAUAUAAUAAAAGUGUCGGUCCCAUAUCAAUGAAUUAUUUUGAGUUA
This is a messenger RNA of Raphanus sativus (radish), 791 nucleotides long. RefSeq names its product calmodulin-like protein 9. The coding region runs from base 93 to 548 and encodes 151 amino acids. The record is from RefSeq and is a predicted model, not a curated record. The transcript is spliced from 4 exons. Gene Ontology annotation, molecular function: enzyme regulator activity; calcium ion binding. NCBI's taxonomy places the organism in Eukaryota, Viridiplantae, Streptophyta, Magnoliopsida, Brassicales, Brassicaceae.